CCGGUUCUCUCUUCUUGCACUUUCCUUCCAAAAAUUUGUCCAAUCUCCAAUCUAAUCUUCCUCGCCCAGAAAAAUACAGAUAUUUCUGUGCUUGGAUUCCUUCACCUCCAAAAUCGUCGGAGUUUCCUUUCAUCUCCAGCAGUCGCUUUAGUAGAAAGUAACCGAACAAUUUUCAUCUUCCCACCAAAAAACAAUGGCGAUUUCUUCCAUCUCUGCUUCGUCGGCAAUCACAUCUUCUUUCGGAACCCCGAAUUCCGGGAGCUACCAUUACUCCUCUUCCAAGCUAUCUUCAUUCUCCUCCGCGACGCAGCUUCCGUUCCAUCUGAAACCUAACUGGUUCUCCAACUCACGGAUUUCGUCCCCCGCCGGACCUUCUCGAAUCCUACCUAAGGUUUUCAGAAGAACUCUGCCAUUGCUCUUCUUGGAGUCUGUCUAUGGAAUAGGUGUCUCCGCGGAAGCCCUAUUCCAGAGAGACCCUCCGUCUCCAGUUUCUGCAAAGAAGGAAAGCUUCGCCAACUUAGAUGAGCUGCUGCAGAAGUCAGACAAACCCGUACUGGUCGAUUUUUACGCAACCUGGUGUGGACCAUGCCAGUUCAUGGUUCCAAUUCUGGAGGAAGUGAGCGGCAUCAUGAAGGACUCAGUCCAGGUGGUGAAAAUCGACACCGAAAAGUACAGCGCCAUUGCUACCCAAUACGACAUCCAGGCAUUGCCCACUUUCAUCCUGUUCAAAGACGGGAAGCCUAUCGAUCGCUUCGAAGGUGCAUUGCCCAGAGACCAACUCGUCCAACGCAUAGAAAGCUCUCUUAGCGUCCAGCAAUCUUAAGCUUCUUCCUUCUUCGUCCAAAUUUCAUGAAAGCUCAGAGAUUUCCAGGAGAAGAAAACCAAAGCUCCAUUGCCAUCCUUCAAUCCCUCCAUUUUUCUUCCCUUCUUGUUCCCCAUAGAAUGUAGAUCAUGAUGAAAGACAGAAAGACUCUGUAAUUGCAAAUUGAUGGUUUCCUAAUGAAAUAUUGUCCUCUUGAAGCUCAGUUUCAGUGUUCGUUUCUCAUCCUUGCUUGUUAAAUAGGCUAAAGAAGUAUCGGACAGAGGCGAGGGAGCAAUGGCGGAGAUGGAGAUGAGAGCUCGAGAGGAUGUGGAAAUCGGCCGCGACAUAACGCCGGCGAUUCCACCGAUCUCCUUCUCCCUUCACGAUGCGUUUCUUCACUCCCACUGCUCCGCUUGUUUCUCCCCUCUCUCCGGUCGGCCGUUCCCACCCCGCCACCACCGUCAUCUCUCCUCCUCCUCGUCCGUCCUCUACUGUUCUCCUCUUUGCUCCGCCGCCGACUCGCCUCUCCACUUCUCCUCAGCGGAAUCCAAUCUCCUCGACUCCUCGCCUCCGUCGCCCUCUUCCGAGUCCUCCGCGGACCUCCGCCUCCUCCGGACGAGCUCCGCCGCCGCCUCCGGGGAUCGGAUGUUCGGUCUGCUUACCAACCGCGAGAAAUUGCUGGCGGAGGGCGACGAGAUCUCCGAUCGAGUGAGGAGCGGAGCUGCCGCGAUGGCCGCUGCGAGGGGAAGGGGGAACGGCGCCGCCGAAGAAGAGGAAUCGGCGAUUUGCUUGGUGAUCACCAACGGAGUGGAGGUUGUAGAUGAGAAAGGGCGAGGAAUCGGAAUCGCCGUUUACGAUUCCGCUUUCUCCUGGAUCAAUCACAGCUGCUCUCCCAACGCUUGCUACAGGUUUCUUCUCCCGUCGCCAGAUCUCUCGCCGUCGCCACCGGAUUCGGAUCUCCGAAUCGUUCCCUCCGGUCCCACGGUGGAGAAUGCUGCGUCCGCCGGCGGAGGCGGAUAUGGGCCGAGAAUUGUUGUAAGGAGCAUUAGAAGGAUCAAGAAAGGCGAAGAGAUCACCGUGGCGUAUACAGACUUGCUGCAACCAAAGGCAGCAAGAAGUUCAGAGCUCUGGUCGAAAUACCGCUUCAUUUGCUGCUGUAAACGCUGCAGUUCAUCAUCAUCUUCAUCCUACGUUGAUCGUGCUUUGGAGGAAAUUGCUACUUCUCAAGGAUUUGACAAUGUUGAAGCAACUGGAAGGAGGUUAACUGAUUACGUAGAUGAAGUCAUAACAGACUUCCUCUCAGAUGAUGGCGACCCCGAAACCUGCUGCAGAAAACUCGAACACCUUCUCGUCUCCGGUCUCUCCGGUCUUAGGUUGCAUCCGCUUCAUCACCUCGCCAUCAAUGCAUAUACCACACUAUCUUCUGCAUACAGAAUCCACGCCAGCACCAGCAGCUUAACAUCCGACCACCACCAUUGUCCUGAAUCUUUCAGCAAGACCAGGACAAGUGCAGCAUACGCCUUGUUUCUUGCUGCUGCAGCGAACCAUCUGCUGACCUUCGAGCCUUCGCUGGUUGCUUGCGUGGCAAACUACUGGGCGAGCGCUGGAGAGUGCUUACUAACGCUUUCCUCGAGCUCUUCUCCUCCUCCUCCUCCUUCUCGCGUUGCUCAGCAGUACAGGUGCUCGAAGUGCUCGUUCGUGGAUGCACUGAAGGCGGUUUCGUAUGCUGAUUUCGAGACCGUGAAGUGCAAGUUGGUUGAUUGUAUCGGUGGUUACACACGGAGGUCGUGGGGUUAUCUUUCGAAGGGAUGUGAUUACCUGGAGCGGUUCGAGGAUCCCAUGGAUUUGAGUUGGGUUCAGAAGUGGCCGGCCAGUAGUAAUCGGGACGCGAAAUGUGGGUUCGUGGUUGCAGAAAGUAUGGAUGAUGUUUGGCAGCUUGGUGCACAUUGCUUGGCUUAUGGAGGGUUUCUAGCGGCUGUUUGUUAUGGGGGAGCAAUCGCCUUGGAGUAACCCAGGUUCAGAGACUUCUUUGAAAGCGACCCAGAUUCCGUAACUAUCGGCAAGUUCCUUGGUUUUGGUAAUUUGGUUGAUUCUAAAUCGUGCGGGCUUUUACUUAGUUAAGUAUGGGCCUAUUGGAUGGGCUUUUCUGUCCAACACUGUAACUCAGACUUUUCUGGAUCCUGUCAAAUUUUGAGGCCCAUAUCAAGGAUUGAGGUACUUUUCCUAGAAAUGAUCUUUUGCACUAGCAAGUAGCAACCUUACACGUGGGAGAACAAACAUGUAGCACAAAUCUAGGGUGGUGGGUUGAUUGAUAUAGGGCAAUGCCAUUAUCCCAAUGAGCGCAAGGUGGCAGUGAGUAAUUGCAUUUGCGUGUUG
Molecule: messenger RNA, 3178 nt
Organism: Linum tenue
Lineage: Eukaryota; Viridiplantae; Streptophyta; Magnoliopsida; Malpighiales; Linaceae
Source: the annotation of a GenBank genome assembly